ACACACGUGUGUAUCGCACGGCUGUUGCCCAGACUCCAAAUAUGUUUUCCCCAGUGACCAAAAUGCCCUUAUCUGAUAUUAAAAUGACCCGGCGCCCAUGGAUUAUUUCCGAUAGGCGAUAGCACCGAGAGACAGGGACAGAGCAGAGAGAGACAAGGAGUGAGACUGAGAGAGCGCAGAGAAGAGAGCGAACCGAUGAUCAAUGCUUGGCGGUUGCAGUCUUCGAAUCCGAUCAUCAGGACAAUUCACUGCAAUCGCUUCGCCGGAACCCUAGUCUCACGCCGUUCUUUCGAUCUCCGGUUGCCGGUUCGUCGUUUCUCCUCUCUUUCACUUCAAUCUGAAAAUGCGUCACGUGAGCCGUCAGUAUGUUCUUCUCCUCUCACUUCGUCCGUCGGGUAUUCACCUUCUGCACGUCAGCUCUCUCAGUGGAACCUCACGCAGCGGCACAUCCUAAUGCUGAAUCUCAUUGCUUGUGUGGUGGCAGUUUCUGCAACCUGGCUUUUUUUCUCUGCAAUCCCGACUCUUCUGGCUUUCAAGAGAGCAUCAGAGUCACUGGAGAAGCUAUUGGAUGUCACAAGAGAAGAGCUGCCUGAUACAAUGGCUGCUGUUCGUUUAACUGGCAUGGAGAUCAGCGACCUAACGAUGGAGCUCAGUGAUUUGGGCCAGGAGAUAACCCAAGGUGUUCGAAACUCCACUCGAGCUGUGCGCUUAGCUGAGGAGAGAUUGCGCCGGUUGACAAACAUGGCUUCACCAGCAUCGGUGCAGCAGGUGGUCCAUCGUAAAACUGAAGCAGCAGAACCUGCAUUGGCUAGAUCAGCAAGGGGUAUGCGAGAGGGGAUUGUGAAGAGUCGUGCUAUUUUGCAGAUCUUCUUCACUGUGACCAGAUUUGCGAGGUUGGUCAUCAACUAUUUUUUCACUCGAACAAAGUGGUAAACCCAAAAAACUCAUGAGGUUGAUGCUGAGCGACAUAAAACAUGUACUGUGUACAUAGUUUUUUAGAGUUUUUUAACUAAAAGACUUCUCUCAAAUUUGUUGUCUGAAUUUAUUGUCCAAACGUUCAUUGGGCCAUGAGAUCCUCUAGAGGAAGUGAUAAUGUAAUGGGCGAAGGGCAAAAGUUAAAUUUUCUUAUUAUAUUUCUCAA
This is a messenger RNA of Malania oleifera, 1141 nucleotides long. RefSeq lists its product as uncharacterized. The transcript has 5 exons. Bases 196 to 933 code for a protein of 245 amino acids. The record is from RefSeq and is a predicted model, not a curated record. NCBI's taxonomy places the organism in Eukaryota, Viridiplantae, Streptophyta, Magnoliopsida, Santalales, Ximeniaceae.